Cantharellus anzutake is the source of this 1626-nucleotide messenger RNA. RefSeq lists its product as uncharacterized. The record is from RefSeq and is a predicted model, not a curated record. Lineage: Eukaryota; Fungi; Basidiomycota; Agaricomycetes; Cantharellales; Hydnaceae. The transcript is spliced from 4 exons. Bases 1 to 1626 code for a protein of 541 amino acids.
AUGAUUGGGGACAGUCGCCCCGAAUAUAUCCUGGUCCGAUCAGGAAUAUUUCUUCUCAGGUCAAUCACACCUGUCUGCUUCGCCGGCUUCAUUGGGGGAUGUGCCGUUUUCUUUCAGCAUCUUCUGCGGAGCGAGGCUAGCAUACCUGCAACACUGGGCGCAAUUAUUAGGAGGCAUCCCGGAUAUUUUGGACUCUGGUGCUAUGCGGCGUUGGAAAGCGCUUUUUUCAUAUUUGUGUACCUGCCAAGGAAGAAGCAAAUUCAGAAGCCGGCGGUACUUCCGGCGGAAUCAAGUCCUCAGGAGCGUCGCCUACUCUUUGAACAAUGCUUAGCCACAAUAACUGAUACCGAGUCGUUUCUUCGUGGUUGGUUUCAUGGCGCACCGAUCGAUUCUUUAAAGAGGGACAACAUCGUGGAAUGGGCCACAUACGCAGUUUCGGCUUCUGAUGUAGCAACAAGCGAAGAGAUGGAUUAUUAUGUGAACUUGGUGGAAGCGAAGCUGGGACGGUCGUUCGAAGAGGGGAGAAAUGAGGACAUCAAAUGUAUGCGGCCAAUCAUAGAUAAAGUCAAGGUUGUGCAUCGGCCCUUGAUCUAUUAUCUGGUUGUUUCUGGCUUAGAUUUUGCAACACACUUGGCUCUUCACUACAUCGGCUUUCGACACUACGACACCCCUCUCUGGUUCUCAUCGUUUCCCUUCCGCCCAUACACCGUGUUCUCUCGUAAGUCCGUCGUACCCCGGUUUUCAUAUUGGCACAGGGAGCAUGUAUCGAAACAGAAAAGUCCAUUGUUCUUCAUUCACGGCAUAGGGAUUGGACUAUUACCUUAUAUCGCAUUUUUGUGGGACCUCGUUCGCGCAGAUCGCGAUGUAGGUAUCAUCGUGCUAGAAAUUUCGGCCAUCAAUUCCCGCUUGGUUUAUCCUUUGCGCCAAAUGACGCCUCCCAAGACAUUCGCCCGCGACGUCUACUCGAUCUUAGAGAAUCAUCAUCAGGAACACAUGUCCCACGUAAUCAUUGGUGUUUCCUUUGGCACCUUUUUAGUCUCGCAACUUCUAGCGGCCUCACGUCGUUCAGUCUCGGAUGCCGAAAGUGGGGGUCUUUACCAGCAUCCGCGCAUCUGCGCAACGGUUUUGAUUGACCCUAUUCCGUUCCUCAUAUUCGAGCCUGACCUCGUGCAUUCGUUCCUAUAUCGUGUUCCUGGCAGUUGGCGAGCUAACGAAUGGAUGCUGUGGUAUUUCAGCAGUCGAGAUAUAGCGGUGGCAGGGGUGCUGGGUCGGGAGUUCUUUUGGCAUGAAGGUGUAGCUUGGCGGGAGAACAUUGUUGGAGUGAUGCAGGAAGAACCGAUUGGUGGAUCGCCCCGUUUGCUCUCCACACUAGUCGUUCUGAGUGGGAAGGACCAGAUCGUGCCUGCAGGGAAAGUCUGGAGGUAUCUGACGAAUGGAGCAAGUGAUAUACAGUGCUCCACGGGUCUUAGGGAAGACGAUGACAAGGCCGCCCGAAUUUGGGAAAAUGACGACCAUUCACUCAAAGUGGUUUGCUAUCCAUCUUUGGAUCAUGCCCAGAUACUUGCAUCAAGAAAGAAAAUGCGAUUGGUGGUGGCAAGAAUUGUUCAGUUUUCGGCAAGGGAAUAG